Gaeumannomyces tritici R3-111a-1 is the source of this 213-nucleotide messenger RNA. RefSeq lists its product as hypothetical. The record is from RefSeq and is a predicted model, not a curated record. The coding region runs from base 1 to 213 and encodes 70 amino acids. The transcript has a single exon. Lineage: Eukaryota; Fungi; Ascomycota; Sordariomycetes; Magnaporthales; Magnaporthaceae.
AUGGACGCCCCCAUCGCCUCGCCGGCGCACGCGCAACAGACAUCGACGGGCUCGACGGCCCAGACGUCGCCGACCGUCAUGGGCGUCCCUCCGCCCUGCCCAAAGUCGCAGUCGACCGACGCCUACCUCAAGGACUUCACCCUCCUGGCCGAGGCGGCCAAGCGCGCGCAGAUGGCCGUGCUGAUGCGGGAUUUCGAAAGCGUCGGCCUGUGA